UUUUCAUCAUGGCGGAGUUGCUGCUCGAUCCGGCUAUCCGUUUGUGGGUUAUUUUACCCAUUGUAAUAAUAACGUUUCUCGUCGGAAUAAUCAGGCACUAUCUCUCUAUGCUUCUACAGUCAAAGAAAGAUUUAGAUCUUCUACAAGUAUCCGACAGCCAAGCUUUGAUGAGGAGCAGAAAUCUUAGGGAAAAUGCAAAAUAUAUUCCUUACGAGUGUUUUGAGGCUAGAAGACAUUUCUUCAAUGAUGAGGAAGAGGGGUAUUUUAAAACACAAGAUAGAAAAGGGCCAGUCAAGAAUCCAAUAUCAGAUCCAACAAUGAUGGUGGACAUGGCCAAAGGAAACAUAACAAAUGUUUUGCCAAUGAUCCUUAUUGGAGGCUGGAUUAACUGGCAUUACUCUGGUUUCAUUACGACAAAAGUCCCAUUCCCACUCACUUUGCGGUUCAAAGCCAUGUUGCAGCGUGGCAUUGAUCUUACAACCUUAGACGCAUCAUGGAAUGAAACCCCUGAGUUUUGUUUAUUGCUAAAGAACUUAGUUGUGUGUGUUUCAUCACAGGCUGAGUGGGAGGCACUGGAGAUUGUCUGUCAUGAAUGGUCACUAGAAAAUGUGGAGGAGGAGAUGAUGGAAGAUUUUUCACCAACAGACCUUAUGGAGGACAUUGCAAAAGACAAAUAUGUUUGAUAGACAUCUAACUUAUCACCCUCUGAUCUAUAGAUCCCAGUGCUAGUGCCCUCAAAACAUUUAUAUGGCUCUGAACUGUGCCCUUGACAGGCAAAACCUGUCUCUUUGUGGUCCAUGUAGUACAACGUUAUGUUCAUUGUGGUAGGAAAUUCUGAAACUUUAACAAUGGUUAAUCUUCUGAAAACUCUAAGGAACCCAGGCGCUUUGGACAAAAAAGGUGCAAAGGAUGAGAAAAAGGUCAUGGUCAGAUGGAAAGUCUAGCAUACUAAGGUGGCUGAUAGAAUAUGAAGUUGUAUUACACCCUUGAUGUCAAACGACUAAACCCAUAGAAGAAAGCAACGGUUGUUAAAUAAACAUCGUUAAUGAUG
Molecule: messenger RNA, 1051 nt
Organism: Stylophora pistillata
Lineage: Eukaryota; Metazoa; Cnidaria; Anthozoa; Scleractinia; Pocilloporidae
Product: ER membrane protein complex subunit 3-like
Biological process (GO): protein folding in endoplasmic reticulum
Cellular component (GO): membrane; EMC complex
Source: RefSeq, a predicted model, not a curated record